AUGACAGCCAUAGCCCACAUGACGCAGGGAUCAGUCCAGAAGGCCGAGGUGCCAGCACGGCGUGGUGGCAAGGGCACUCUCUCCCAGCCCGUCAGCACACCGGCACCGGAUGUCAGGACCAGCGCCGGAGCUCCUCCCAAGCCAAACGCCCCACGUCCGCCCCAUUCCCCCGGCCCGCACCGGACUGCCUGGCGACACCGGUGCACUAAUGACCCGGCCAGGGACGUUCGCAGUGGGGGCUGGCAGGGCAGAUGGAAGCUGCGGAGAUCCAACAGGAAGUUGUCCGCGUCUUGCCGGAGUCCCGAGGAUUUUAAUCAUGCCUCCUUGUCUGUGUGUGAGUGCAGGCAGGCUGACAAUGAUUUCCUCAGUGAUUACGUACAGAGCGAGUCCCUGCGGGUUAGGGGCCCCCUCUGGAGCCGUCCUGAUGGCUUUGGGGGCCUUGCUUCCAUUUUCCAUUAUUAUGUGGACUACCGGAGCGACAGCGCAGUCCAGGACCUUGCAGUUACGGACAAUAUCGACCAAGAUCGACACUCCCCUCUCUCUCCCCCCCCCCCCAUAGACCCAGAGUGCGCGCUAAGUCCGACGGAGGAUGAACCGGAGGUGGAGCUGAGGAGGGGGGCCCUCGCAUCGGAGGAACCCGAGGACGGCGGCGAGGAAGAGGAGGAGGAGGAGGCGACGCUGCUGAGCUGCCCGGCUUGCCGGCAGGUGUUUGAGACGCCAGGCGACCUUGCCGAGCACAAGAUUAAUCAGGGCCACCUGACAGACGGAGCCGAUGUAGAUGAUGACCCAUCCUGCUCUUGGCCUGGCUCUUCACCUUCCAGCAAAGACCAGGCAUCCCCGGAGCACGGGGACGAGGCCGAUUUCGGAGAAGAGGAGGGCCGCGGUGGGCUGCCCUACCCCUGCCAGUUCUGUGACAAGUCGUUCAGCCGCCUCAGCUUCCUGAAGCGCCACGAGCAGAGUCACGGCGACCGCCUGCCCUUCAAGUGCACCUUCUGCAGCCGCCUGUUCAAGCACAAGCGCAGCCGCGACCGGCACGUCAAGCUGCACACGGGUGACAGGAAGUACCACUGCCGUGAGUGCGGCUCCGCUUUCUCCCGCAGUGACCACCUCAAGAUCCACAUGAAGACGCACGCUGUAGGCAAGCCGCACAAGUGCACUGUGUGCCGGCGCGCCUUCCAGUCCUCCAGCUCCCUGCACAGCCACAUGCAGGUCCACGAGCGGUCCAAGGACAGCGGCCAGGGCCUGUCCGCCGAGGACGACUGGAAACUAAGGGAGACCCAGAAGUGCAGCCAGUGCGAGGAGGGCUUCAAUGCCCCUGAGGACCUGCAGAAACACAUUGCCGAGUGCCACCCGGAGUGCUCACCAAGUCAAGACAGCGGCGCCCUGCCUUGCAUCUACUGCAAGGAGCUUUUCGCCGAUGAGGGUGCCCUCCUAGGCCACAUCGAACAGGCCCACACACGUGACAAGAAGAGCCAUGCGUGUGCUGUCUGCGCCGAGCGCUUCCGCACGGUCGAGGACCUCUACAGCCACAUGGACGUCCACCAGCAGCCCGAGUCAAGUAACCACAGCAACAGCCCCUCGCUGCUCACGGCGGGCUACACCUCCGUGUCCAGCACCACUCCAGACUCCAACCUCUCGGUCGACAGCUCCACCGUGGUGGAUGCUGCACCGCCCUUGCCCAAAACCCGGCGGCGGAAACGAGCUGCCCAGCAUGCGGCCGGAAUGGCCAGGCUGUCCUCCAAGCAAUCCAAGGUCACAUACAGCUGCGUCCACUGCAACAAGCAGUCAUUUUCUAGCCUGGCCGUGCUGCAAAUCCACCUGAAGACUAUGCACAUGGACAAACCCGAGCAAGCGCACACCUGUCAGUAUUGCCUCGAGGUGCUGCCCUCACUCUACAACCUCAAUGAGCAUCUCAAGCAGGCUCAUGGCACCCACGACCCCAACGCUCUGCUCUCUCCUGCCACGCUCCAGUGCAACUUCUGUCCCGAGGUGUUCGCCGACCUCAACGGUCUGCAAGAACACAUCCGGUGCCUGCAUGGUUUCCCCAGCCCAGUGGCGAAAGAGAGCAAUGCCUUCUUCUGUCCUCAGUGCUUCAUGGGCUUCCUCACAGAGGCCAGUCUGGAGGAGCACAUCCGUCAAACGCACUGCGACGGAGGAAGCCUGCGUUUUGACUCCCCCUUGGCUGGGACCCCUAAGGAUCCCAUUGUUGAGGUUUACUCAUGUUCCUAUUGCACCAACUCACCCAUAUUCAACACCGUUCUGAAGCUGAACAAGCACGUCAAGGAGAAUCACAAGAACAUUCCCCUAGCACUUAACUAUAUUAAUAAUGGCAGGAAGUCCCACUUGACUCUCAGUCCACUCUCCCCCAUGUCUGUGGACCAGUCCUCCUUGAAACAGAGUGGGUCCUCAUCCCGCUUGAGCAGUGAAUUUAUCUGCAAUCAGUGUGGGGCGAAAUACUCUAGUUUGGAUUUGUUUCAGACUCACCUGAAGAUGCACAUGGACACUAGCCUCCCCGAGCUGACUUGUCCACAGUGCAACAAAGAGUUUCCAAAUCAGGAGGCCCUGCUGAAGCAUGUCACCACCCAUUUCAUGAUCACCUCCACUUACUACAUCUGUGAAAGCUGCGACAAGCAGUUCACCACGGUGGACGACCUGCAGAAGCACCUGCUCGAGAUGCACACUUUUGUGUUCUUCCGCUGCACGCUCUGCCAGGAGGUUUUUGACUCCAAGGUCUCCGUCCAGCUUCAUCUGGCUGUCAAACACAGCAAUGAGAGGAAGGUGUACCGCUGCACCUCCUGCAGCUGGGACUUCCGGCACGAGUCAGAUCUGCAGCAGCACGUCAAGCACAACCACCUGGAGAGCCAGGGCAAAGUACACAAGUGCAUCUUCUGCCGGGAGUCUUUCGGCACUGAGGUGGAACUCCAGUGCCACAUCACCACCCACAGCAAGAAGUAUAACUGCAUGUUCUGCAGCAAGGCCUUCCACUCCAUCGGCCCUCUGGAGAAGCACCUGCGGGAGAAGCACUGCAUCUUCGACUCGAAGCCACAGAACUGCGGGGCCAAUGGUGCUUCUGUGGGACCCGAGCCCACCCCCAAGGAUGAUGCAGAACUGCAGGGCAUUGUGGCCAACAGCAAUGAAAUCCACAACAGCCACGACGGCAGCGAAGAGGAUAUAGACACCUCUGAGCCCAUGCAUUCCUGUGACAUCUGUGGCGCUGCUUACACCAUGGACUCCCUGCUGGCCAACCACCAGCUGCGGGACCACAACAUUCGCCCAGGUGAGAGCGCCAUGGUCAAGAGGAAGGCCGAGAUGAUCAAGGGCAACCACAAGUGCACGGUCUGCUCUAAGACUUUCUUUUCUGAGGGGGGGCUCCGGGAACAUACGCAGACCCACUUAGGCCCCGUCAAGCACUACAUGUGUCCCAUCUGCGGCGAGCGCUUCCCAUCCCUCCUCACCCUCACUGAGCACAAGGUCACCCACAGCAAGAGCCUGGACACGGGGAGCUGCCGGAUAUGCAAGAUGCCCCUGCACAGCGAGGAGGACUUCCUGGAGCACUGCCAGAUGCACCCGGACCUGAGGAACUCCCUGACGGGCUUCCGUUGUGUGGUCUGCAUGCAGACGGUGACGUCCACCCUGGAGCUGAAGAUCCACGGCACCUUCCACAUGCAGAAGACUGGCACCGCCAUGGCUGUACAGCCGGCUGGACGUGCACUCCAGCUCUCGCAGAAGAUCUACAAGUGCGCCUCGUGUCUCAAGGAGUUCCGCUUCAAGCAGGAUCUGGUGAAGCUGGACACCAGCGGCCUCCCGUACGGGUUGUGCUCCGCCUGCACGGGGGUGGGGAGUCAGAGCUCCAGCCCGGCUGUGAAUGGCAGGAAGCAGCAGCAGGAAGCCACCGCCUUGGCUCACGCAGACAGGCUCAGCCCUGGUGAGGUGAGGGCUAAGGCCACCCCUGUCAAGACGAGGUGCUCAAGCUGCAACGUCAAGUUCGAGUCGGAGACAGAGCUUCAGGGCCACAUGCUGUCCGUCCACAGGGAUGUGGGGGGCGACAACCACAGCGGCCCACCUCGAACACCCCAGGUUUCCCCCAUGCCCAGGGCCAGCCCCUCCCAAACCGACGAGAAGAAGACUUACCAGUGCAUAAAAUGUCAGAUGGUCUUCUACAGCGAAUGGGACAUCCAGGUCCACGUCGCGAACCACAUGCUCGAGGAAGGACUGAACCACGAGUGCAAGCUGUGCAGCCAGUCGUUCGACUCGCCCGCCAAACUGCAGUGUCACCUGAUCGAGCACAGCUUUGAGGGCAUGGGGGGCACUUUCAAGUGUCCCGUCUGCUUCACAGUCUUUGUCCAGGCCAGCAAGCUGCAGCAGCACAUCUUCUCAGCCCAUGGGCAGGAGGACAAGAUCUACGACUGCUCCCAUUGCCCCCAGAAGUUCUUCUUCCAGACAGAGCUACAGAACCACACAUCGAGUCAGCAUAGCAGCUGACAGGACGGAGGGCCCGGCAGACGGAGUGCGGCGAGGAAGAGACGGAAAAGGAAGGAGUAAAAGACGAGAGGGGGGACAAAGUGGUCCUGCUAUGAGAUCGUCAUUUCUUAUUUCUCGCGAGGAAUUUCCUGCAGUUGUGGGCAGUGUAAAAACUGUAUGGCUUAAAAAAAAAACAAACAAAAAGAGAAUGGUAUGCAGAAAGCAAAAUACGCAAAAAAAAAAAAAAGUCAGAAUUUCAAUGAACAAGCUGACGUGAUGUAAAUACAGUACUUUUAUUAUUUUAUAAAGCCGUGGGUGUGUUUUACAUUCCCCCCCCCAACCUGGAUCCAGGAAAAGCCAGGGGUGGGUUUGCCCCUCAGAGAGACAGAGGAGUUUCUCCUGGCUUUGAUGUUUGCUCAUCAGCGCUUGCCGGAAGAUUGUAGGAUCAUCAGUGACCCCCCUCCCACCAGUCCACCCGCCACCUGUAUUGCCCUCCAUGCAUCAGUCCCAUCAUUGCCAAUACAGGAGACCGGAUCCGAAAAGCCAAUGGUUUCACCUGGUCUGUCCCUGUUCACCAUGCAAAUAGACUGCUGAUCUCACGCCGCCGUUGUGGUCAGAUCUCCUCAUGUGGAAAAUGACUGGAGGAUGAGCCUCCUUUGAUAAUUCCUGUAUGUGCAAAUCUCCAGUCGGUCCAGCCAACCUGUAUGCUACUAUUAUCGAUGUUUGUUAUCUAACCAUGGUCUGGAGAUAAUGGAAUUCUUUUUUGCAAUGGAAAUAAAUCCAGUUUAACUUCA
This is a messenger RNA of Brienomyrus brachyistius, 5255 nucleotides long. Its product is annotated as zinc finger protein 521-like. Gene Ontology annotation, cellular component: nucleus. NCBI's taxonomy places the organism in Eukaryota, Metazoa, Chordata, Actinopteri, Osteoglossiformes, Mormyridae. Gene Ontology annotation, molecular function: DNA-binding transcription factor activity, RNA polymerase II-specific; RNA polymerase II transcription regulatory region sequence-specific DNA binding. Gene Ontology annotation, biological process: regulation of transcription by RNA polymerase II. The record is from RefSeq and is a predicted model, not a curated record.